AUGUCUACCGAGAUCAAGGAGCAGGUUACCCUCGUCACCUCUGACGAGGAGUCAUUCAAGGUCGAGAAGAAGGUCGCCGAGCGCUCUCAGCUCAUCAAGUCGAUGAUGGAGGACCUCCCCGGCCAGAGCGACGAGCCCAUCCCUCUCCCCAACGUCUCGUCGGCUGUCCUCGUCAAGGUCCUCGAGUACUGCGACCACCACAAGGACGAGCCCCUGCCCGCCGCCGACGCAAACGAUGCCGACGAGUCGCGCCGCAAGGCCUCUGACAUCAGCGAGUGGGAUGCCAAGUUUAUCCAGGUCGACCAGGAGAUGCUCUUUGAGAUCAUCCUCGCCGCCAACUACCUCGACAUUAAGCCCCUCCUCGACGUCGGCUGCAAGACUGUCGCCAACAUGAUCAAGGGCAAGACCCCUGAGGAGAUCCGCAAGCUCUUCAACAUUGUCAACGACUUCACCCCCGAGGAGGAGGAGCAGAUUCGCAAGGAGAACGAGUGGGCCGAGGACCGCUAG
Molecule: messenger RNA, 507 nt
Organism: Cutaneotrichosporon cavernicola
Lineage: Eukaryota; Fungi; Basidiomycota; Tremellomycetes; Trichosporonales; Trichosporonaceae
Gene: sconC
Exons: 4
Coding region: 1-507 (168 amino acids)
Biological process (GO): SCF-dependent proteasomal ubiquitin-dependent protein catabolic process; mitotic cell cycle
Cellular component (GO): cytoplasm; nucleus
Molecular function (GO): cullin family protein binding
Source: RefSeq, a predicted model, not a curated record